AUGAAGCUCGAUGUUGCACCUUCGCUUUUUGCCCCCCUUAGGACGAUCCGUCUUCACGAUCUCUGCAGAGGCUUUCCCGAAGAGAAAGAGAAACUCUAUGCUGCGGCCACAGAGGAUGGCAUUUUUUAUUUAGAUUUUAGCGAGGAACAGAAUGAGUUCGACCUUGCCAAUUUGACUGAGGGCAUUUACAGUCUGAGUCGGUCUCUGUUCGACCUCGACCUGGAGGAGAAGUUGCAAUAUGAUGUUGACAAGAUUGGAGAGUUGAAACUCAAUGGAUACAAACCUAUCAGCCGCAACAUUGGAGGCAUCAAAGGCCAGCGCGAUGGAUUUGAAAGUUAUGCUAUCCCCCGAAACGGUAUCUUAGCUUUCAACCCGUUCCCCCACCCUCCACUUCUAGACACCAACCUGUCUCUUCUCCGCAACUUCACUCUCACUUGCCUCGAAAUAGCCCAGUACAUCUUCGGCUCCCUAUCCGACUCCCUCGACCUCCCAGAUUCGCACUCCUUCGACACCUUCCACAGACCCGACGCCCCAGCCCCGGACAUCCUCCGUUUGCUCAAAUACGCCCCCUCCAGCGACGGAGACUCGGAGUUCCGCGUCCCCCAGACACCACACACCGACCUGGGUUCCCUGACCAUGCUCUUCGCCGAUUCCCCGGGACUACAGAUCAAGCCAGAUGGAUGUGAUGAGUGGCUAUACAUCAUGCCCAAGCAGAAUCACGCUGUGGUUAAUCUCGGGGACGCGAUGAGUCUCUGGACCGGUGGAUUGUUCCGGAGUGUCCUGCACCGUGUGGCUUCGUUGCCCGGGAGGGGUAUGAAUGAACGGUAUAGUUUCGCUUUCUUGAUGCGCCCGGAGAACCAAGCACCCAUGGUACCCUUGCUUGGGCCGUCUUUGCCGGUGGCUGGGGAGGAGGGUAUUUUGACGAGUGAGAACUGGAUUAAGACUAAGUUUGGGAUUUUGAGGGGCGAGACGGCGAAUGAUCGGAUUCUUACUGGGCGGAGGGAUGCUAAUAUUUGA
Messenger RNA from Aspergillus chevalieri, 1017 nucleotides. Its product is annotated as putative oxidoreductase, 2OG-Fe(II) oxygenase family. The coding region runs from base 1 to 1017 and encodes 338 amino acids. The record is from RefSeq and is a predicted model, not a curated record. Gene Ontology annotation, molecular function: dioxygenase activity. Lineage: Eukaryota; Fungi; Ascomycota; Eurotiomycetes; Eurotiales; Aspergillaceae. The transcript is spliced from 3 exons.